This is a messenger RNA of Ilyonectria robusta, 1154 nucleotides long. RefSeq names its product short chain dehydrogenase reductase. Lineage: Eukaryota; Fungi; Ascomycota; Sordariomycetes; Hypocreales; Nectriaceae. Gene Ontology annotation, cellular component: lipid droplet; endoplasmic reticulum. The transcript has 4 exons. The record is from RefSeq and is a predicted model, not a curated record. Gene Ontology annotation, biological process: triglyceride catabolic process; phosphatidic acid biosynthetic process. The coding region runs from base 30 to 914 and encodes 294 amino acids. Gene Ontology annotation, molecular function: triacylglycerol lipase activity; acylglycerone-phosphate reductase (NADP+) activity.
ACAUCUAUCCUCUUCACCAACAUCCAAACAUGAGCGUUCAGCAAUUAAAAAAGUCGGUUCUGAUCACCGGCUGCUCACCUGGCGGCAUCGGCUGUGCACUAGCGCAAGAGUACCAAUUACGCAGCUGCAAUGUCAUCGCCACAGCUCGUAAUCCCAAAGCCCUCGCUGAGCUAGAGGCCAUGGGCUUGACUGCGGUCCGUCUCGACGUGGAUGACGAAGACAGCAUCAAUGAGGCGAAAGCGCGGGUCGAGGAGAUCACCGGAGGAAAGCUGGAUAUCCUAGUGAAUAACGCUGGCGUUCGAUAUGUCAUGCCGUUGACAGAUGCAAAUCCAGAGCGCGUUCGUUCCGUCUUCGAAACGAAUGUCAUCUCAGUCAUGACUCUCACCAACAAGAUGCUGCCUUUCCUUCUGGCGUCGGAGGGACUUAUCGUCAAUAUCUCCUCUUUCUCCGACCGUCUGGGAUACCCGUUCAAGGGCGUGUAUGCCAUGUCCAAAGCAGCACUUACAUCUUACUCCCGCGGUCUCUCGCUCGAACUGGCGCACUACAACGUCCGCGUUCUCAACGUCGUAACAUCGUUUGUGAGCAGCAAGGGCCAGAGCGGCGUCGCCGAGCCAUGGCCGCAAGACAGUUUAUUCGACAGCAUGCGCGACGUGGGACAAAAGGUUGGAAGCGGAAAGAGGAUGACGGCUGAGGAGUACGCCAAACAUGUUGUGACGGAGACUCUGAGAGGCAAGGGCUGGAGCUUUGGACCGUGGAGGUUCUUUGGGACCAGGGAGGUUAUGCGAAUUGGCACCAUGUCUACGAAAAUGUGGCUCCUGGAGAUGCUGGGUGAGGGCUGGAUACGAUUCUUGAUGCUCAGAAUGUGGCCGUUCUGGAGACUGAAGGAUGCUCUCCAAAAUAAGAAGAACAAUUGAGCUUUCCAGGGGAGUAACUUGAAUUUCUCUGUAAACAGCUAUUUAUCCUCAAGUCAAGAACGCAUAACUUUAUUUGCGAUCUCGUAUGCCACGAAAGAAAGGUUAGUGGUGUGUUCUGCCUCAGAAGUAGUGUUGUUGAACUAAGGCAGUAAGGUAGCUUCCCCAAGAAUGUUGACUUCAGCAAUGAGCAUUGUUGCGUUUGGCAAUAGUGAUUGUGUUAUUCAGGUGUCCAACAGAUUG